Molecule: messenger RNA, 1903 nt
Organism: Chrysemys picta bellii (western painted turtle)
Lineage: Eukaryota; Metazoa; Chordata; Testudines; Emydidae
Source: RefSeq, a predicted model, not a curated record
UUGGCUCUCAGGGGGUGCUCAUGGUCCUGCCUCUCUCCUGGCCCCCAGUCCCUGUUGGAGCUGCAUAAGCGGAGGAAAGCCUUGACCGAGCCCGAAGCGCGCUACUACCUGCGGCAAACCAUCCUGGGCUGCCAGUAUCUGCACGGCAACCGGGUCAUUCACAGGGACCUCAAGCUGGGCAACCUCUUCCUCAACGAUGACAUGGAGGUGAAAAUAGGUGACUUUGGCUUGGCAACCAAAGUAGAAUAUGAUGGUGAGCGUAAGAAGACCCUGUGUGGGACGCCAAACUAUAUAGCUCCUGAAGUGCUGGGCAAGAAGGGACACAGCUUUGAAGUGGACAUUUGGUCCAUCGGCUGCAUUAUGUACACUCUCCUGGUAGGGAAGCCACCCUUUGAAACCUCUUGUCUAAAAGAAACAUACAUCCGAAUUAAGAAGAACGAGUAUAACAUCCCCAAGCACAUCAACCCCGUAGCUGCUAAUCUCAUCCAGAAGAUGCUGAGAUCUGACCCUGCCACCCGCCCUACUAUUGACGAACUGUUGAAUGAUGAGUUCUUCACAUCAGGUUACAUCCCCACCCGGUUGCCCACCACCUGUCUAACCAUCCCGCCUAGGUUUUCAAUUGCCCCCGGUGGAUUUGACCCGAGUGGACGGAAACCUCUUACCGCUCUCAACAAAGGCCCGGACAGCCCUGCCUUAGAUAAAGCCCAUGAAAAGGAAGACGAAGCAGCACUGCGGGAGCUGGGAGAGCCUGUCGACUGCCACCUAGCUGACAUGUUACAGCAGCUGAGCAUGGCCAAUGCAGCGAAACCCUCGGAGAGGGCAGUAGUGAGACAAGAGGAGGCUGAGGAUCCGGCUUGCAUACCCAUCUUCUGGGUUAGCAAAUGGGUGGACUACUCGGACAAGUACGGAUUAGGCUACCAGCUGUGUGAUAACAGCGUUGGGGUUCUCUUCAAUGACUCCACCCGUCUCAUUAUGUACAACGACGGGGACAGCCUACAGUACAUUGAGCAAAACAGCACAGAGUCCUACUUCACUGUGAGAUCCUACCCCUCUACGUUAACUAAGAAGAUAACACUACUGAAAUACUUCCGGAACUACAUGAGCGAGCACCUGCUAAAGGCUGGAGCCAACAUCACGCCCCGGGAGGGGGACGAGCUGGCGCGCCUCCCUUACCUCCGCACCUGGUUCCGGACUCGCAGCGCCAUCAUCCUGCACCUGAGCAACGGCACCGUGCAGAUCAACUUCUUCCAGGACCACACUAAAAUCAUCCUGUGCCCCUUGAUGGCGGCGGUCACCUACAUCGACGAGAAACGGGACUUCCGCACGUACAAGCUGAGCCUGAUCGAGGAGCACGGCUGCUGCAAGGAGCUGGCCAGCCGGCUACGUUACGCCCGCACCAUGGUGGAGAAGCUGCUUAGCUCCAAGUCUGGCUCGGCCCGUACGAAGCUCUCCGCUUAGAACCCAGCUGUAAUGGACUCCGCGUCUGUGCCAAACUGUUACGGCCUCGGCCGGAGGGGCCUCUGCAACAGUAACCUCCCACCAGCUGGGCCACCUCUCUGCUGCCAGCUGCACUGGGGCCGCAGGAGGGGCUGCUGCUGAGGAAAUGGUCACGCUGGCCCCUCAGCACCCAUUAGAAAGUUGCUUUUAUUGAAUAUCUAGUUUUUCUAACUGUCCAAUCCCCCCAGCCCUUGCUCCACGGCCUUGACGCAGCCUCCUUGGAGAACAGAGCAUGGGCAGGGCGGAGUUCUGUAAGUUAUUUGUAUGUUUGUGAUGCUCUGGGGCUCCUUUCCCCCUCCUGUAGCAACUGUAAGAUAUUUAAUGUGCUCACAUGCUGACUCUGAGCAAUCAGCCUUUUAAUAUUGAAACUAAUCUGCACCAAAUUAAACUCUUGUAUAUUACGUAA